Messenger RNA from Gongylonema pulchrum, 282 nucleotides. The record is from the annotation of a GenBank genome assembly. NCBI's taxonomy places the organism in Eukaryota, Metazoa, Nematoda, Chromadorea, Rhabditida, Gongylonematidae.
AUGAGUCUCGAUUCGGCAUCAUCGAUGGGCUCAUUGAGUGCACCAGGCGGCAUGUUUCCGCGGCGUUCAAUGACAAUGCGAGCGCCAUCAACUGCAGCUGACGAUUCGCAUUUUCAACCUGUCGCUGUUUAUUUAUAUUCGUUUAAUCCGGAAUCGUUCGAUGACCGAGUGGACGUUGACUUCCAUAAACGGGCAACCACCGAAGAACUGAUCGAAAAAGUCCUGCAACAGAAGGAAGGCAUGCUGUUCUCGCUUAUUACCCCUUUCGCUUUGCAAAUUUGA